Lymnaea stagnalis (great pond snail) is the source of this 3811-nucleotide messenger RNA. NCBI's taxonomy places the organism in Eukaryota, Metazoa, Mollusca, Gastropoda, Lymnaeidae. The record is from the annotation of a GenBank genome assembly.
GAUGUCUUGAUGCAAGUUUAGCGUCAUUUUUGCCUUCACAUUUGAAAAAAAAAUAAACAUGGAAGGAGUUCCAACAUUGCAGCAGUUUUCAACCUUCACCCUUAUUGAAGGCAUAAUCAGUGAAAAAUCUCCAUGUCCAUCCAUGAACCUGCAAUGGCAGAAUUUGAUCAGAAGACUGGACCAAGGCUCAUGGGGAGAGUCAAGUCAGUGUCUACUUGACAGAAUAAUCGAUCUUUACAGCCACAAAGUAACAUCAAUGUAAGAAUCCAAUUAAUUUAUUACAAAAAAAGUAGUAGGUAAAGAUAACAUAAGUAGGUGACAUAAUCACGAAGUAGAGACUCUACUUGAGGGCGUCUGUGGCCAUCCCAGGGUGGUAAUGGGUGUUUUAGGUAUGUGAAAAUGUAUCCAUCCCUGCAUAUAGAAAGUUUGGCUGCAGGUUAUUUGAGAGCAGCACCACAAACUGACCAGGUAUUGUGAGGGCAGCACCACCAGCCGACGAGGUGAUAUGAGAGCAGCACCACCAGCCGAUCAGGUGAUGUGAGAGCAGCACCACCAGCCGACCAGGUGAUGUGAGAGCAGCACCACCAGCCGACCAGGUGGUGUGAGAGCAGCACCACCAGCCGACCAUGUGAAGUGAGAGCAGCACCACCAGCAAUCCAGGUAUUGUGAGAACAGCGCCACCAGCCGACCAGGUAUUGUAAGAGCAGCGCCAUCAGCCGACCAGAUGAUGUGAGAGCAGCACCACCAGCCGACCAUGUGAAGUGAGAGCAGCGCCACCAGCCGACCAGGUGACGUGAGAGCAGCGGCACCAGCCGACCAGGUGACGUGAGAGCAGCACCACCAGCCGACCAGGUGAUUUGAGAGCAGCACCACCAGCGAGCCAAGUGACGUGAGAGCAUCGCCACCAGCCAACUUGGUGUUCCUUAAUUGCAUCCGUCUCACUUGCCUAGUCUAUUGGGUGGUGGGUGGGUGGGGCUGUCUCAUGGGCUCAAUUCAACCCCGACGUUUCACUUUAAGGCCAAACUGGAAUAAAGAAUUUUUGGGGACUGUGAUGAAGGCCUGUUGGAAGGGGGGAGUUCGUUGGGGAUGCUUGAAUGAGUUCUUACUCGAUAACUUGCUUUUUUCCCUUUAAGAUAGGUAGUCAGCAGCUCAAGCAGGACGGCUUAAUAUGACUUAUAGGUAAAUGUUUAUUUAUUUAUUUUUUUUAACAGAAUCCUUGAAGCGCUUUUACCCGCAAACUGUAAAAUACUGAAUCUGAAAAAAUGUCACCAUGUGACCGAAGAGUGUAUCAACAGAAUGGUGAAAAGGUUAGACAUGUUUUAAGUGAGCGAAUCUAAACGUGAUCCGGUGACCUGGUUGUAAUCGCCACUGCGUCGUAUUUUAAACGCGUUGGCUAGGGAUGAACUAAGGGGGGAAGAAACAACAACAACAGUUUAAGACUCAAGUCAGCUGGUCACCACUUGUCAUGAUUGUUGUGUUCCCCUUCAUUGGUUCAUUCUAAUCUUCUCCGCCCCGACCCUGUUACAACCACUCGCACUGUCCUCACUUUUUCUAGCUUUCGUCCCCUAAUUCCUACGUAAACUCUAAUGCUACCACCAGGAAGUAGGAGAAGAAGGUAUGCGGAAGCUAAAUUUAUAAAUACAGGGCAAUACCAAGAGAAACUUUUGGGUAAAUACCUUGUUGAGCAAGACUUAAAAAAAGAAAAGAAACACUAAGGAAUAGAAAAAUACUUCAACAUCUUAAGAGUUCACCAUAAACGCUAUGUUACUAUUGUAAGUUGGGUUUUCCAAAAAACAAAAAACAAAAAAAACAAACAAAACAAACCAAUCACAUACCAAAUGAGUAUGGCAUUCGGCUUGCUGCCUGCUCGGAUACUGAAUUGCCUCUAAGUCUUUAUUUUUAUUUAUUUAUUGUUUUCAUUUUGUUUGUUCAUCGAGGAAGACUUCUUUCCGACAAAUUCGUUUAAACUUUAACAAUUAUUUUUUUCCUAUUUACAGAUUUUCUCAAUAUUUCUUCACUUUUUUUACCAUUACUUGAAAAAAAAAUCUUUUUGACUUCAGAUUAAAUCUAUAUUUCAUGAAUUAAUUAUAUCUAUUUCUUUAAUUUACUUUUUUUUUGCGUAGAAAUUGUAUAAUUGUACUGAGAUUUUGUUAAUUGCAUAUUUUAUUUUCAGAUCUGGCGAUCUCAAGAUCUUGAAUCUCAGCAAAAUGGCCAACUUGAAAGUAAAUCAAUUGGAUUUAUUUUCAUUUCAAUCUGAUAUGAUUAACUUAAAACUCACUACAGUGAUCCUAGAAGGCUGCCAAGAAGUCAGCGAUGGUAACAUAAAGGUAUUCUUUAAAAAAAAAUUUCAUCACCAAAAUUAUCUCUUUUUUUUAGUUACAAUAAUGUAGGAAAGUAAUAUUGUUUCGUUAAAUGUAAAUAUCUUUUCCAGGGUUACUAAAGGUAUUUUUUUCGUCUUUCAUUUGUAGGCUUAUUUAACAUGUUCAAUAAUAGCAAUAAUUAUUUCGAAAAGUGACUGCUUCACUCCUCUUCACGCAAAAAAAACCACCUCCAUUCAUCAAGAAAAAUGAGAAGGUCUUAAAUUUUAAAUACAAUUUUAAAAAAAAUUAUUUUCAAGGGCUGAUCAAUUUUAAACAUAUUUUCCAAGUGUUAAUAUAAUUAGUAAAACAUAUUAGUUCUAAACAUAUUUUCAGGCUUUGCUGGCUAAUGCUCCUUUGUUGGUUUCACUGAAUGUCGCGAACUGUAACAUUUCAGACAAUGCCUUCUUUUUGAAUGGGGUGAGCAAACUAAAAAGAGUAAUUAGUUUUAAAUUAACUAAAUUAUUAUUUAUUUUCUUACAAAUUUGAAUAUUUCCAUAACCAAUCAAAUAAAUGAUAAAUCAAAUAAUUUUCAAUAUUCUAAUCACAAACAAAACGCAAAACCACACCGUUUGUUUGUGAAGCGAGUGCUAGACGGUAGUGCCAUGUCAUGUUGUCUGAUGAAAUCCGACUUCUAAUGACAUGUCGUGUUCUCUGAUGACAACCCACUUAUAAUGCCAUGUCAUGUUGUCUGAUGACAUACCUUUUCUUAUUAAAUUUCAUGUUGGCUGAUGACCUCCCACUUAUAAUGCCAUGUCAUGUUGGCUGAUGACGACCCACUUAUAAAUCCACGUCAUGUUUUCUGAUGACACAUCACUUAUAAUUCCAUGUCAUUGUGUCCGAUGACAUCCCACUUCUAAUGCUAUCUUAUAUGUUGUCCGAUGGCAUCCCACUUCUAAAUCCAUGUCCUGUCGGCUGAUGCCAUCCCACUUCUAACGCUAUGUCAUGUUGUCUGAUGAGAUCUCACUUACAAUGUCAUGCCAUUUCGGCUGGUGACGUCCCACUUACAAUGCCAUGUCGUGUUUGCUGAUGACGUCCCACUGCAUUAGUUCAGACUAAAGCUCUACCCAUUUGACCAAAACAUGUCACACCUUGUGUGUAUUUGACACCAACACAAAGUAGUCAUUAGGCAGAUACAACCACCAGACAAUAAAGCAGCUUGUAACUUCCUAACUUAUCUGCACACCCACUCGUAUCAGGUUGUUUUUUUGUUUUUUUGAACACACAACAUUAAGAAAGAUAUUAAUUGAAGAAUGUGUAUUACUGUUUCAUUAUAAUUUUCAGGGAUACAAUUUCGUUCUCCCCAGAUCCCGAAUUUCGUCGAAGAGGUUCAAAUCAAACUGCAGUACGUCAACGUGAGUGGCUGCGUAGCAUUUUCCAGCCAAGGAGUCCAUCACUUAUGUUCAUUAUGUGGACAGACUCUGCAGUCCAUAAAUCUCAUAAUGACAAAUGUA